UCAAUAAGCAAAAACCAAAACUCCCUUCUAUUUUUCUCGGGUGUUAGUAACCCCCAUCAACCCCAAAACCGUGUUUUCUCUCUUAUCACGCACUUUUCCUCCUCCUUCGUGCUGCCACUCGAACCAGCAGCCCCCACCUGCAUCGAACCGCCGGAGUUUUUUUUCCUUGCUCGCCAGAGCCUCGGGUUCUUUUUCUACUCUCCACUAUCUGUUUCUCUCUCCUCUACUUGCUUUACGUUGUUGUUGUUUCGCUGCGCUACUGGUGGUGUUGGUGGUGAUUCUCACCACUAUUUUUCUCUCUCUUCUGUUUUGUUGCGUGUUGCUGUUGUUGCAUCGGUGUCGCUGCCGACACGAUCGUGCGGUGCUGCUGCCGCUUUAUCGUGACCCAUCUUGAGAGUAAAUGCUGACGAAAUUUCGAGUCAAAUUAGAAGACUAUUGUAUUAAGGUUUGUAUUAAUUGUGAUUGAGGAUCGGGGCGUUACACAACGGCUGCCUUGCCGGAAUAUCGGAGAUCCUCCGCACUAAGCUCGCAUGACUAAUUAGCAAGUGAAUAGUGGUAAUGGCUGCACCAGCUUCUUCAUCCCUGAAAGAAUACUUGAAAAAGUAUGAAAGUAAUGCAGUAAAAGAGGAGAAGAAGAAGAAAAAGAAGAAAACUAAACCAGUUGCCGCCGGCGUACUCGUUGUGGAUGAAGAUCCUGUGUGGCAAAAGCCAGUCAUUGUCGAAGAAGAGGAAGAAAACGAUUCACCUGAUGAGAAGCCACAAGUUGAUGAAGACAUAGAGUUUAAGAGGAUAAAGAGGUUAGAGCAGCUUAGAGCUAGGCGUUCUUACAAUGAAAUUUCUAAAGAUGGUAGUGGUUGGGUUCCGAUUUCUGAGGUGCCAAAGGUUGAUCCAAGUUCAGAUAUUUCCCCACCCCGUAAUCGAAAAGCUAGGUAUGACACACCUUCUCCAGAGGCUGGGGUAGAUGCUUCAGAGUUAGGUAGAGAACUUACUGAUCUGUCACCACCACGACAGCGUCGCCAACGUAAUGACACUCCUUCACCAGGGCGUGAUGAUCUGUCACCACCUAGACAACGUCAAAAGUUCUAUGAUUCUCCAUCACCUGAGAAUGAUACAAAGUCCCUGGAUGCCAGUAAGAAGGUGGAUUUCUCACCACCACGCCAGCGCCGUAAACGUUAUGAUUCUCCCUCACCAGAACGGAAAACCAAAGCUUCUGAUGCAGAUCAGGAUAGUGAUAUAUCUCCACCACGUCGGCAGGGACGAAGUCAUGGUUCCCUUUCACCCAUGCCUCGCAGAAAGCCUUUAGUUUCUGGUGUAAGAGACUCUAAUUUGGGUGACCUGUCUCCCCCCCGCCGAAAGCGUCCUAGUUCUCCAAAACUAAAUGAUUCAAGAGUUUCAGAGGACCUUUCACCUCCGAGGAAAAGCCAGCAGGGGAUUGGUAAAAGGGGUCACAGAGCAAGAGAGAUGCCUAACGAAGCAGAUCUUUCUCCCCCGAGAAAAAGAAAAGACCAACAGAAAACGGGUUUGAUUACGGGCAAAGAUGUUAGUGAAGAGAUUGCUAAAAUUAAAAAGGAUGAAUGGUCGAGAUUUAAUGAGAUGGAUCCUUCUAUAAGUGGACGUGGCGCGGAACCAGUAUAUCGUUACAAGGGAGGACGCAUAUCAAAGGAUGAGUUCUUGAAGUUAAACAAGAAAGAGGAAAAGCCCAAGGAGGAGAAGAAGUUGGAGUGGAGCAAGGGAUUGGCUCAAAAACGCGAAGCUGAAGCUAGGAUUCUUGAGCUGGAACUUGAGAAAGAUAAGCCUUUUGCACGGUCUAGAGAUGAUCCCGAACUCGAUAGAAUGAUGAAGGAUAGACUUAGGUGGGGUGAUCCAAUGGCACAUUUGGUCAAGAAUAAACAAUCCAACUUGCUUCUUUCAGACUUGGGGGAGAAUGAGAAGAUGAAAGAGUCUGGUUUCAUCAUUCCCCAAGAUAUACCUAGUCACAGUUGGAUCAAAAGGGGGCUUGACUACGAACCUAACAGAUACGGUAUUAAACCUGGGAGACAUUGGGAUGGUGUUAAUCGUAGUAAUGGAUAUGAAAAGCAAUUGUUUAAGAGGACGAACGAGAAACGGGCUACCGAGCGAGAAGCAUAUCUGUGGUCUGUAUCAGAUAUGUAAAGAACUUCAAAGAUGGGUUCUGCUGUAAAACUCACUGAAUUAUUUUGAAAGUUUGUUGAUUGCUUAGUCUAUCAGAAAACAAAGGAAAUUGGUACGGUGGCUUCUUCAAUCGUUGGCUCUCAUACCCCAACCAGCUACCUCUGUCACCUUGUAGCUUUCCUUGCACAAUCUCAAUUCCUUCAGAAUUCAGAUAUGAGAUUCUCUUUUUCUGAACAAUCUUCCAGCCCAUCUCCUCACAAAACCCCAUCAACCCCAAAUAUGGGCCUUGUUUUACAGGAGUGGUGCUGAUCACCUCUCAGCACUGACUUUGUUCGCUUGUAACUCGUGCUAGUACUAAUGACCUGCCUUGUUGCUGACAUCCUAUUUGGAGAAAACAGAACCGAUGGAAGGUAAAAGUCCUGUAGUAUUCUGCUAUUGAAACAACGUGUAAUUGUUAUGAACAGAACGUAUCUUUUGAUGCUUUAAUGGAUCUUUCGGCUCUUGUGAAACCAUUGGGUAUGCUGUAUUAGUUGUAUGUUAUAUAUUCAGAAGGUUUCUUGAACACUCAACUUCUUUUAGAUCUGUUAUCUAAACAAUCAUAACAGGAUUUUUGCUACCGUAUUUGAUUGUAGGAGAAUUCUACAUUGUACAGUAAUACACAUGCCCAGCUUUUCCAA
Messenger RNA from Beta vulgaris subsp. vulgaris (sugar beet), 2807 nucleotides. RefSeq lists its product as uncharacterized. The record is from RefSeq and is a predicted model, not a curated record. The transcript has 10 exons. Gene Ontology annotation, cellular component: RES complex; U2-type spliceosomal complex. NCBI's taxonomy places the organism in Eukaryota, Viridiplantae, Streptophyta, Magnoliopsida, Caryophyllales, Amaranthaceae. Gene Ontology annotation, molecular function: RNA binding. Bases 559 to 2151 code for a protein of 530 amino acids. Gene Ontology annotation, biological process: mRNA splicing, via spliceosome.